Molecule: messenger RNA, 1371 nt
Organism: Anthostomella pinea
Lineage: Eukaryota; Fungi; Ascomycota; Sordariomycetes; Xylariales; Xylariaceae
Source: the annotation of a GenBank genome assembly
AUGAAACCCUCGGAUAUCCUCAUUUCGCUCUCGGGCUUGUGCUGUGUCGCUUCCGGCGCAGCUGUGCCUGGUUCGAAGAGCCAGUCAUCGGUGACCGAGAAGCGCCAGCUUGUUGGAGGCCUCCUCAGCGAUGUUCUCGGGUUGUUGAACCUGAGAACGGCUCUCGGAUCGGGUAACAGAAACGGCGUCCUACGCGCGCUGGAGGGAUUCGCGCCGAAGACGUCCCCAACAAGCGUGGCGCAGGCUUCCGCAGUCUUGGAAGCCAUCACGACAUCGAGCCCUACUACGCUUCCAGAGUUCAAUGCGCGAAUGAUCACCAAUGGCAUCAUCUCCGGCUCCGUUGGCGAAUUAUUCAAUUUCGCCCAGGGUACCGUCACCGCAGAAAACAGCAAGACUAACAGCAAUCCCAAUCCACCGACCCCUGUGUAUCCCAAGGUCGAGGCCUGUGAUGCGCCUUACUCUGUCUCCGAAGCCAGUCUCCGUGCUGCUAUCUACAUUCCGAACAGCUUCACUUACGGGCGGAAGCCGCCCGUCAUUCUAUUCCCUGGUACCGGAAGCACCGGCUACGUGACCUUCAUUGGCAACUUCAUCCCUCUUCUCUCGAACGUCGAUUACGCGGACCCAGUCUGGGUGAACGUGCCAGGAAAUCUUCUAGACGACGCGCAGGUGAAUGCCGAGUACGCAGCAUACGCGCUCAACUACAUCGCUGCGCUCACGUGCCGGAAUGUAUCCAUUAUCGCAUGGUCCCAGGGCAACAUCGAUACGCAGUGGGCGUUCAAGUACUGGCCUUCGACCCGCAACGUAACCUCGGAUCACGUCGCCGUCAGCGCCGACUACAAGGGCACUAUAUUCGCUGAUUUCGCUGACGUUACGGGUGUGACCAAUGAUCCGGCGGUACUGCAGCAGGAGGCCGGCAGUAACUUCAUCAGGGCCCUCAGGUCCAACGGGGGCGACUCUGGAUACGUCCCCACUACCAGCAUCUACAGCGGCUUCUUCGACGAGAUCGUCGAGCCCCAGCAGGGCACCGGAGCCUCGGCAUUCCUCCUGGAUGCGCGGGGCGUUGGCGUCACGAACUCGGAGGCCCAGGUCGUUUGCAAUGGUCAGGUGGCCGGGUCAUUCUACACGCACGAGUCGCUGCUGGCUAGCCCAUUGACCUUUGCCCUUGCCAAGGAUGCACUCACCCACGACGGGCCUGGGUUGCCGUCGAGGCUGGACUUGGGAACGGUCUGCAGUACAUAUCUCGCCCCUGGGUUGGGGCUGGACGACUUCCUGCUGACGGAAAAUGCCAUCCUGGUUUCUGGCUUAUCACUGGUUUUGUACCUACCCAAGGUAGCAUCUGAGCCUCCUUUGAUGCCCUAUGUUACAACAUGA